Wasmannia auropunctata (little fire ant) is the source of this 909-nucleotide messenger RNA. RefSeq lists its product as uncharacterized. The transcript has 2 exons. Lineage: Eukaryota; Metazoa; Arthropoda; Insecta; Hymenoptera; Formicidae. The record is from RefSeq and is a predicted model, not a curated record. The coding region runs from base 1 to 909 and encodes 302 amino acids.
AUGCGGGAGCGAGAAUGCGAUAUCGCGUGUAUCUCGGAGCCGUACCGAGUUCCGAGGGAUCCUAGAUGGGUUGGUUCGGCGGAGGCGACCCCUAUGGCUGCCAUUAUGUGGCAGGGUCCAAAACCUCCGAAAUCGAUAACCGUUAUUGGUCGGGGAAAGGGAUUCGUGGCGGUCCUAUGGGACGGCUGCGUGGUGGUCUCAGGAUACUUCUCCCCCAACAGGACUAUAAAUCAGUUUCGUGCGUUUCUCUCGGCAAUUGGGGAUGUAUUGGGGAGCUCGGUCAUCGAUCUUACUUGGGUCUCCCACGCGGUUCUGGCGGAUAUCAGGAAAUGGGAAGUUGCAACAGAGGAAGAGACGCUGUCCGAUCAUAAGUAUGUGUUUCUGGACAUGGGACAUGGAGGUGGAACACAAAGGGAUAGACGAACAGCUAGAGGGUUCCCUCAGUGGAAUUUGAAAAGCCUGAAUGCGGACCUUCUGUGCGCCUGUGUAGCUACGAGACUCUGGCCUAGGGCUGAUGAAAAUCGAUCCGCGGAACAACUGGCAGAAUGGAUACAAACAAUCCUUACAGAGGCUUCGAGGGUCGCGAUGAGUAGAUCCAGAAACCACCACAAUCGACCGGUGUACUGGUGGAAUGCUGAAAUUGCUGAACUCCGCAAGGAGUGUGUACGACUGCGUAGGCGGGUAACACGAGGACGCAGGAGACACCGUGCUGCGGUCCCACCCCUGGAGGCUGAGCUGGCCCAAGCCAGGGGAGCGUUAAGAAAGGCAAUUAAAGAGGCGAAGAACAGAGCGUGGGCUGAACUUCUGGCAGAAGUGAAUAAAGAUCCCUGGGGGCGGGCAUACAAAAUAGUAACCGGAAAGAUGAGACCUCGGACUAGGCCGGUUAAUGAAGAGUUAUCGGAAGCUUAG